GUUUUAAGGAAGUCAGUGAUCAUUCAAAAGACACAGAGAGCUAUGAGUAUGACUUGAUAGGAGUGACUGUUCACACAGGAACAGCAGAUGGUGGACACUAUUACAGCUUCAUUAGAGAUAUAGUCAAUCCACAUGCUUAUAAAAACAAUAAAUGGUAUCUUUUUAAUGAUGCUGAGGUAAAGCCUUUUGAUUCUGCUCAACUUGCCUCUGAAUGUUUUGGUGGAGAGAUGACGACCAAGACCUAUGAUUCUGUUACAGAUAAAUUUAUGGAUUUCUCCUUUGAAAAGACACACAGUGCUUAUAUGCUGUUUUACAAACGCAUGGAACCAGAGGAAGAAAAUGGCAAAGAAUACAAAUUUGAUGUUUCUUCUGAAUUACUAGAGUGGAUUUGGCAUGAUAACAUGCAGUUUCUUCAAGACAAAAACAUUUUUGAACAUACAUAUUUUGGGUUUAUGUGGCAGUUGUGUAGUUGUAUUCCCAGUACAUUACCGGAUCCUAAAGCUGUGUCCUUAAUGACAGCAAAGUUAAGCACUUCCUUUGUCCUAGAGACAUUUAUUCAUUCAAAAGAAAAGCCCACAAUGCUUCAGUGGAUUGAACUGUUGACCAAACAAUUUAAUAAUAGUCAAGCAGCUUGUGAGUGGUUUUUGGACCGCAUGGCUGAUGAUGAUUGGUGGCCAAUGCAGAUACUAAUUAAGUGCCCUAAUCAAAUUGUGAGACAGAUGUUUCAGCGUUUGUGUAUCCAUGUGAUUCAGAGACUUAGACCUGUGCAUGCUCAUCUCUAUCUACAGCCAGGAAUGGAAGAUGGGUCUGAUGACAUGGAUGCUUCAGUAGAAGAUAUAGGUGGUCGUUCAUGUGUCACUCGAUUUGUGAGAACUCUGUUAUUAAUCAUGGAACAUGGUGUAAAGCCUCACAGUAAACAUCUUACAGAAUAUUUUGCCUUCCUUUACGAGUUUGCCAAAAUGGGUGAAGAAGAGAGCCAGUUUUUGCUUUCACUGCAAGCCAUAUCUACAAUGGUACAUUUUUACAUGGGAACCAAAGGGCCUGAAAAUCCUCAAGUUGAAGUGUUGUCAGAGGAAGAAGGGGAAGAAGAGGAGGAGGAAGAAGAUAUACUCUCUCUGGCAGAAGAAAAAUACAGGCCAGCUGCUCUUGAAAAAAUGAUAGCUUUAGUUGCUCUUUUGGUUGAACAGUCUCGCUCAGAAAGGCCUAGAAAUCCUGUCCAACCCAAAAAUCAGUGAGUGACCCUGGCAUCUCGAUAACAUUUCCCACUGAAAAAAAUCAAGGUUCCUUGAGAAGAUGGCUAAUUCCAGGUCUUGGGCAAGAAAUGAAUGGGAAGCCUCGAACAUCUUGUCAUUUUGGAAAGCAAGGAGGCUAUCAAAGACUACUGAGGUCAUGUUAAAAGGUCUCAAGAGUCAAGGAGGUUUCUACUGGUCACAGAUUGGACAACUUGAGCAUCAAUAAUAGUAAUAACAACUGCAAGUGGACUAAAACACAUCAUGGAUGUUUAUAUCCAUGAGUUCAUAAUGAUACCUAAAAAAAAUUUUUUUUAAAUUAUUGACAACCUUUGGAGUAUAUUAAGAAACCAAGUAACAAUUUUGGAAACUUAUUAAUAAAGGAACAGUAUCAAGUAUUUAUCUUACCUGCAAGAAUUAUACUUCAUGGCAACCAAAUGGUAAAUGAGAGGGAUGUUCAUCAUAGAGGUAUUUGAGCUAACAAAUGAGCAAGUAAUGCUGGAAUUAGAAUAUCAGUAUUUUGCAUCCCAAAUGCAAUAAUGGAUCUAGGAAAAUGAUCAUCAUGGGCUGAAAACAUUACAAAAAGAGGGACAGCUUUUCAUUGUGUGCCUCCUGAUGAAAGUUCACACUACCAUUUAUAAGGUAUUCUUGAUUAAAAAGUCAAACCUAGAUCUGAUCAAGUCUCUAGAUCUAAUACCUACCAGUUUACAGGAAA
Molecule: messenger RNA, 1944 nt
Organism: Kogia breviceps (pygmy sperm whale)
Lineage: Eukaryota; Metazoa; Chordata; Mammalia; Artiodactyla; Physeteridae
Product: ubiquitin carboxyl-terminal hydrolase 34-like
Biological process (GO): protein deubiquitination
Cellular component (GO): cytosol; nucleus
Molecular function (GO): cysteine-type deubiquitinase activity
Source: RefSeq, a predicted model, not a curated record